AUGGAUGCGGCGCGCCGCGCUCGAGUGCGCCUAGCGCCGCCGGGUAGAUCGCAGCGCGGCGAAGGCGGCGGCGCGAAGCCAGGCCGCGAGAGCGCGCGCGAGCGGGAGGCGCGGCGGCAGCAGCUGCAGCGGUCGCUGGACGAGGCGCAGAAGCCGCUCGCCGCCGCCCUCGCCGUCGCCUGGAAAGGUGCCGCUCCUCCCCGCUUCCUCUUCCCCUUCCACUUCACCCUCGCCUCGCAACGCCUCUCCCCGGCUGUAGAGAGUAGCAAGAGAGGCAAGGAUGGGGAAAGGGAGCUGGGCGGAGUGUGGGGAGCGGGAGACGUGUAUUCUCCCCACAUCUCAGUGUGCCUGGCUGCUCCCUCCCCCACCUCUCGUCCCCCUAGCCCCCCUCCUCUCCCGCCCUCUCCAAUCCCUUUUCUUUCUCUUCCCCCCACCCUGCCCCUUCAGUCGCACUACGAGGCGUGCGGUGCGGCGCUGCUGCAUCUCCUGGCAUUCCAUGCCCCACCAGCGCUGCAGUCGGUGCGGCAGGCAGCGGUGCGUGUGUGUGCGCGCAUGGCCACUGCAGGGGGGCGGUGGUGGCGGGAGAGUGUCAUGGGCGCCCUGCUGCUCGCGCUCUCAGCCUAUGUUGAUGCGCCGGGUAAGUGGGGUGGGACGGUUGGAGCGGGUGAAGGGGGUGGGACGUCCUGUGCUGCCUCUCUUGCGUUGCCUCUCCACUCUGUUCUACAUGCUACCCCUUGCCACCACCGCUGUGUGCCAAGCACCACAGGCCCCUGGACCCCUCUUGCCAUGUUCCCAUCCCGAUUUCCCUGUUCCCUUACCCACCCCAUGUGUUGCCCGCCUUCCACGCCCUCUGCUCACCUUACUCAACUCAAUUCAGCAUGCCCUGUGCUGUCUCCUCCCCUGCUCACCUGCACUACCCUGCCCUACGACCACGUGGUGCUGGACGCAUGCACUGCCCUCACUGCCUCGCUCCUCGCCCUGCCUCCACAACCUCCCUCCCGCCCACUCUGCCACGCCCCCAUUCCCACCCUCCCCUCUUCUCUCCUCGCACCCCCGCCCACCAUGCUCUCCCCUUCACCCCCGUCUGCCUCGCCCCUCGCACUGCCGCUCGCCACCGUCACACCCCCCCUGCUCGCCUCACUGUGGCGCCUCCAUCUCUCGCCCUCCUCAGCUGCCCCGAGCACCAAUGGCGGGGAGGGUACGAAGGGCGGCAAGGCCAGGUGUGGUGGAGAGGGGAGGAGGGGAGGAUUGGUGGCGCGGGCAGCAGAGUGGCUGUGGGGGGCAGCAGGCACGGGGGAUGGGAGGGGCGUGGGAGGGGAAGCAGUGGUGGGGCCGGAGGGAAGGGAAGGGGGCAUGGGCGGGGCAGGGGUGCAUGCUCACACCGCCACUGCUUCAAGCGGUGGGGAUGCGUGUGGAGGAGUGGUAGGAAUGGAUGGAGGUUCACAAGCGCAUAGCAGCACGUGCAGUAGUAGCACACCCACAGAUAGCAGCAGGCUGGGCGACAGCAGCAGCAGCGGGCGUGAGAAGAAGAAGAGCAGCGACGAUGAGCCCAUGGCCCCGUGGAAAAAGAGGCAGGCAGCAGCAGUGGCAGCAGUGCUGCACGUGCUGGUGCUGCUGCUGCAGCGCUGCCCGGCGGGUGGCCGGGAGGUGAAGAGGGAGGUGCUCGGCCUGCCCGCACACCUGUCAGGUGGCAGGGGGCGCAUGGCGCAGCUGGUGGGCAUGGCGCAGCUGGUGGGCAUGGCGCAGCCGCAUGGGGCGCACAUCGAUGGUUCUGCUGCUGCUGUUUCAGAAGCAGCGUUGAGCCUUCUCAGUGCCAUGGGUGAGCGGGCCAUGUGA
Molecule: messenger RNA, 1836 nt
Organism: Closterium sp. Naga37s-1
Lineage: Eukaryota; Viridiplantae; Streptophyta; Zygnematophyceae; Desmidiales; Closteriaceae
Source: the annotation of a GenBank genome assembly